Lytechinus variegatus (green sea urchin) is the source of this 1410-nucleotide messenger RNA. Its product is annotated as L-serine dehydratase/L-threonine deaminase-like. The transcript has 7 exons. The record is from RefSeq and is a predicted model, not a curated record. Gene Ontology annotation, biological process: L-threonine catabolic process; L-serine catabolic process. Gene Ontology annotation, molecular function: L-serine ammonia-lyase activity; threonine deaminase activity; pyridoxal phosphate binding. Bases 229 to 1203 code for a protein of 324 amino acids. NCBI's taxonomy places the organism in Eukaryota, Metazoa, Echinodermata, Echinoidea, Temnopleuroida, Toxopneustidae.
GUCUCCGGCCGGCUGGUUCGGGCCGGAGAGCUCCAUCGCAUGCAUGCCGUAGCCUGUUCAAGCCUUUUACGAUUGCCGGAUGAAGCUGAUCCACUGCACUCCGAACAUUUAUCGCUCCCGUUAUCGCUUUUUAAUAGCUAAUAUCUGAAAGCCCGAAACUAUAUUAUUGCGACAUUUGACAUUCGCAACCUUCUCCUGGGUUUAGAAGAAAACGAACUGACAGGCGUAAUGGCAGGAUCUGAACCUGAGCUUCAUAUAAAAACACCUCUUUUGGAGAGCAUUCCAAUGACGAAGAUCGCAGGAUGUCCAGUGUACAUCAAAUGUGACAACAUGCAACCUACGGCAUCCUUCAAAAUUAGGGGUAUUGGAAACAGAUGCAAGAAGGCUCUUGAAGCUGGAUACACAAGAAUCAUAAGUUCAUCAGGAGGAAAUGCUGGUUAUGCUGCUGCAUAUGCUGCAAGACAACUUGGUAUGCCAGCAACAGUUGUGGUUCCGGAGAGUACACCCAAAUUUAUGGCAGACAAAAUACGAGAUCUUGGAGCCAAUGUCAUUGUCCAUGGAAAAGUAUGGGACUAUGCUAACCAACAUGCUCUUCAAUUGGCAGAGGAAGAUCCGUCAGCAGUAGUCAUCCAUCCGUUUGAUCAUCCCGAUGUUUGGGAAGGGCAUGAGACUAUGAUUUUGGAAAUCCAGGACCAGCUUCAUGGUAAAAAACCUGACGUGGUCGUUACAUGCGUCGGGGGUGGAGGCCUGCUCUGCGGUGUCGUUCAGGGUCUUCAGAGGGUUGGAUGGAGUGAUGUUCCUGUAGUUGCCAUGGAAACAUUUGGUGCUGAAAGCUUCAAUGCUGCAGUGAAGGCUGGGAAGCUUGUGACAUUACCAGAUAUAACCAGUAUGUGCAAGUGUCUAGGUGCCCUCACCGUGUGUGAAAAGAGUUUGGAGUAUUCUUCCAAGUAUCCCAUCAUACCUUGUGUCGUUCCAGACAAAGAUGCCAUAAAGGGUUGUCUGAAGUUGCUUGAUGACCAUCGUAUUUUGGUUGAGCCAGCGUGCGGGGCAGCCGCAUCAGCAGUUUACAGCGAUGUCCUAGGCGAGCUGAAGGCCGAGGGCAAGUUGCCUGAGAAACUUGGCUGCGUGGUCGUUGUCGUGUGUGGUGGGGGUGCCAUCAACCUUCAACAGUUGCUCAAAUUCAAGGAAGCCUGUAAUCUAUGAUUUGACUUGUGGGUGAUCAGGGCCCUGUCUUACAAGGAAUUGCGAUAGAUCCAAUCAAUCAUAACUGUGGUAAUCCAUCUUUGUCUUAAUUCUUCAUACAGGAAAUACUAAGUCCAUUUGGAAAUGAGGAGGAUCAGGGGUCCAUUGCAGAAAGAGUUGUGUUUAAACGUAAGUAAAAAAAAAUCAACUGCAAGUCCCAAAUGCGCG